This is a messenger RNA of Mesoplodon densirostris (Blainville's beaked whale), 1849 nucleotides long. It is a transcript of the gene CDK5RAP3, whose product is annotated as CDK5 regulatory subunit associated protein 3. The transcript is spliced from 15 exons. Gene Ontology annotation, cellular component: endomembrane system. The record is from RefSeq and is a predicted model, not a curated record. Gene Ontology annotation, biological process: regulation of cyclin-dependent protein serine/threonine kinase activity; regulation of mitotic cell cycle. The coding region runs from base 104 to 1756 and encodes 550 amino acids. NCBI's taxonomy places the organism in Eukaryota, Metazoa, Chordata, Mammalia, Artiodactyla, Ziphiidae.
GUGACCGGAGGAGACCUAAACUGAGGCUCCGCCACACUACCACUGGAUUAGUGGUAGGCGGGGCGGGCCCGGGUCGGCGGCAAGAAGCGGAAGUGGUGGAAAGAUGCAGGACUCACGACCCGUUCCCCGCCGUGUUUCCCUCCAGGACCAUCAGCACGUGCCCAUCGACAUCCAGACCAGCAAACUGCUCGACUGGCUGGUGGACAGAAGGCACUGCAACCUGAAAUGGCAGAGUCUGGUGUUGACCAUCCGAGAGAAGAUCAAUGCCGCCAUCCAGGACAUGCCAGAGAGCCAAGAGAUCGCCCAGCUGCUCUCUGGAUCCUACAUUCACUACUUCCACUGCCUAAGAAUUGUGGAGCUUCUCAAAGGCACUGAAGCCUCCACAAAAAAUAUUUUUGGCCAGUACUCUUCACAGCGAAUGAAGGAUUGGCAGGAGAUUGUAGCCCUAUAUGAGAAGGACAACACCUACCUAGUGGAACUCUCCAGCCUCCUGGUUCGGAACGUCACCUACGAGAUCCCCUCCCUGAAGAAGCAGAUCGCCAAGUGCCAGCAGCUGCAGCAAGAAUACAGCCGCAAGGAGGAGGAGGGCCAAGCGGGGGCUGCCGAGAUGCGGGAGCAGUUCUACCACUCGUGCAAGCAGUAUGGCAUCACGGGGGACAACGUCCAAAGGGAACUGCUGGCCCUGGUGAAGGACCUGCCGAGUCAGUUGGCCGAGAUUGGGGCGGCGGCCCAGUCCCUGGGGGAAGCCAUCGACCUGUACCAGGCCUGUGUGGGGUUUGUGUGCGAAAGCCCCACAGAGCAGGUGCUGCCGAUGCUACGGUUUGUGCAGACGCGGGGGAACUCCACGGUGUACGAGUGGAGGACGGGCACGGAGCCCUCGGUGGUGGAGCGGCCACACCUCGAGGAGCCCCCUGAGCAGGUGGAAGAAGACGCGGUUGACUGGGGUGACUUCGGGGUGGAGGUGGCAUCUGAAGGAGCUGGCUCUGGCCUCUCUGGCCAGGCUGCUGGAAUUGACUGGGGCAUCUCCCUGGAAUCGGACUCAAAGGAAGCUGGGGGUGAUGAGAUAGACUGGGGAGAUGCUGCUGCUGCUCUGCAGAUCACCGUGCUGGAAGCCGGGACCCAGGCUCCCAAAGGUGUUGCUAGGGGCCCAGAUGCUCUGACACUUCUUGAAUACCCUGAGACCCGGAAUCAGUUCAUCGAUGAGCUCAUGGAGCUUGAGAUCUUCUUGUCCCAGAGAGCAGUGGAGAUGAGUGAGGAGGCAGACAUCCUGUCCGUGAGCCAGUUCCAGCUGGCUCCAGCCAUCCUGCAGGGCCAGACCAAAGCAAAGAUGGUCACCAUGGUGUCGACACUGCAGGAUCUGAUUGGCCGGCUCACCAGUCUUCGAAUGCAACACCUGUUUAUGAUCCUGGCCUCACCAAGGUAUGUGGACCGAGUGACUGAGCUCCUCCAGCAGAAGCUGAAGCAGUCCCAGCUGCUGGCUUUGAAGAAAGAGCUGAUGCUGCAGAAGCAGCAGGAAGCCCUUCGGGAGCAGGCGGCUCUGGAGCCCAAGCUGGACCUGCUGCUGGAGAAGACCAGGGAGCUGCAGAAGCUGAUUGAAGCUGACGUUUCCAAAAGCCUUCAGGAUGGAGGAGGGACAGCCAGGGGCCCUUCCCAGCAAGAGACCAGGCUGACUGGAGGACGGAAAGCCCCAAGACGGAACCAUCACCCAGAUGGUUGCCUUGGCACUCACUGUACUCUCUGCACGAAGCUGUUUUAAUUGGUCCUGUGACCCAUCAGCCUCAAACCACAGCUUCUGCUCUUUCUCAUUAUCUAGUUGGACUUAAUAAAAGAGGAAGGGACUCUUGUUUCA